Messenger RNA from Pyricularia oryzae 70-15, 372 nucleotides. RefSeq lists its product as uncharacterized. The transcript has 2 exons. The annotation marks the transcript as partial. Lineage: Eukaryota; Fungi; Ascomycota; Sordariomycetes; Magnaporthales; Pyriculariaceae. The record is from RefSeq and is a predicted model, not a curated record.
AUGUCUACAACUUUUACGCUUCAGGAUCUGACCAGGACGAAUAUCUGCGCAGCGUCACACAUUCGCCCCCGGGUUCUUAUCGAUGUCUCGAGUAUUAAUACAUCAACGACCCUGUCCGGCGUAAAUUAUCAUUGCCAAUUUGCCAAUCGGUUUGGCUCCAAACGCGACACGACGGUCAACUGGCGCGAAUGGAGAACUGGGCGUAGCCAGAGCAGUGCCAGCUCAGGGCUUAACGUGAAGCUGUCUUCUCAAUCAACGACGUCGCUGGAGGAUGUUUCACCAGGGAUGAGAGCUGGCAGCUCAGAGCCACGUGAGGGCUUUGCUGCAACACCAGCUUGGAAGCAGAUCUAUCUGCGUAAACACACUAGAACC